Marmota flaviventris (yellow-bellied marmot) is the source of this 1868-nucleotide messenger RNA. RefSeq names its product family with sequence similarity 241 member B (gene Fam241b). Gene Ontology annotation, cellular component: intracellular membrane-bounded organelle. Lineage: Eukaryota; Metazoa; Chordata; Mammalia; Rodentia; Sciuridae. The record is from RefSeq and is a predicted model, not a curated record.
CUCCCAGCUCAGGGGCGCCCUUGGGGUCAGCAGAGCGGAGACCUCCCAGUGCCACUGGAGCAUUCAGCUCACCGUUUUGGAAAGGCUGGGCCCGGCCUCCCUUAGCAAAGGACAGACCAUGUUACCAGACAGGUGAGGGGCAGGUAGGGGGCGUGCCCCCUCGCCGCAGAGGUCUAUCUUUCCCAGCCAGUGCUGGGGCUGUGUAGUGGCCAGUGUGAUCGCCAUUAUGGUCUGUCGCCAGGCAGUGGACCUCAAGUAACCCUGAGUGGCCCAGAUCUUUCAGGGGUUCCUGGCUGGAGAAGGCCCAGGUUCUUGGCGUUUGCUCCCAGGGGAGCAGCACCUGGGGCUCAUUUUUGAAUGGAAGGGGAUUUGAGAGCUGGGGGUCCUGGUACCCUGGACUCUGUUUCCCAAAGAAGACCCUGGCGCCCGGGGUGCUGCUUCAUGCUCUCCCUCUGUUUGCUGCCUGGAGAUGUAGGCGCCUCCACAGCUGCCCACAUGCCCCUGGGGUGCCACCUGUGCAAUGGCUGUGCAGUACCUACCACAGGAACACUGUAGGCCUGACAGAUGUCAGGGGGGCUGGCCUUCCAGUCCCAAUGCUGCUGCUGGUCCUGGAUCAUAAUAAAACUCCCUUCUGCAGGAGUCCUUUCGGUUUUUUUUCUAGUGGACUCUGUGUCUGCCAGAUUUUUGUCCCACAAAAAAUUUGUAUUUAUGUCUCCCCCUUUUAUUAAGCAGACAGCACCUGCUCAGGGUGGGUGACCAGGUAAGCUCCCCUGGUGCAGCAGUCGGCUCUCAAUCUUUGGGAAAUGUGUUUCCUUCAGGCUCUUUGAGGUCAGGGGAAGCAUCAUCCAUUGGCCCUCAGGAUCCUAGUGACAGAUCACUAAGGGUUCAGGGCUAAUGGGGAGGAGGGACCUCUGGCCACAUGGUUUCUUCCAUCAGCCCCCACCCUGGCCAUGAAUUACAGGUGCCGCCCAGUAGGGACCCACAGCUCCUGGAGGAUGGUGCGGAUCUUGGCCAAUGGGGAAAUUGUUCAGGAUGAUGACCCCCGAGUGAGGACCACUACCUCGCAGAGAGGUAGCUCUCCUCGGCAGGGCUUUCUCAACAGGGGCCAUGGUGUCCCCCCUGGGGGGACCGGCCCCCGCCCACAGCAGGCAGGUGCCAGGCUGGGGGCUGCCCAGUCUCCCUUCAAUGACCUCAACCGGCAGCUGGUAAACAUGGGCUUCCCCCAGUGGCAUCUGGGCAACCAUGCGGUGGAGCCGGUGACCUCCAUCUUGCUGCUUUUCCUGCUCAUGAUGCUUGGUGUUCGUGGCCUCUUGCUGGUGGGCCUCGUGUACCUGGUGUCCCACCUGAGCCAGCGGUGACCUCGAGGGCUGACGGGGGUUGGUGUGUCGAGAGGGACUUGCUGGGCCUUGGUGUUGGAGCAGGCAUGUGGGGAGGGGACCAUGAAUUUGGAUUGCAGGUAUGGUGAGAGGGACCAUGGGUUAAGCCGGAGGCAGAGGGAGGCUCUAGUCUAGCAUCCCCAAGCCUAGGGUGGGCACCCUGGUUGUCUUGAGAUGUUCAGGUGGUCUAGGGCCUCCAUUAAGUGACACAAAACCAGAACCAGGCGUUCUCUUUCCAAUUCUCUUUGAUCCUUUUAUGCCAAGAAGAAGUCUUAACUUGGUGCCAACGUGUUGGAUGCCUCCAGGACACGAGCUGCCUUCUCCGUUACCGGGGAGCAGUACUGGGUCUAGGGCAGGUGGGAGAAGUUUCCAGACUUUUAUAACACUGUUUUGUUUUAAUGGUGUAUUUUUAUUGGCUACCUUUUAUUUCCGAUGAGGGGUACCGGCAUUCUAUUUAUUGUGACAUUUUCAAUAAAUAGAUUUAAGUAAAAA